UCAACUCGGAUCACCUUCGCUCUCUUCCGUGCUCACUGAUCCAAGCGGGGAGGAGAAAGGCACAGCUCAGCCCUGGAAGUCCUGUCCUCAGCUUUCCCUCGCUUGUAGCUACUGCUGGUUUGGUGCCCCACCACCAUCCCCCGCCCACCCUCAUUUCGCAGGCUUUGUGCCGCUGCCACUGAUUCCAUCACACUUCCGCCGCUCGCUGCCCAUUUCGACCAGACCCGUAAGAUCAUUGGGCUCGAAUUCUGACAUCUAAUGCCCGGAGCCUCAGACCUCGGACAUGGAUGAGACCGCCCGAGGACUAGAACUGUUCUAUGAGACACGGCACCACGCUUCCCGGCCGUUCACCUCCAGUUACCCUCCUCAGCAGAACAUUCAGGCCAGUGAGAGCUCCAGAGCCAGUUUCCUCUCCUUAAUUUCAGCUAAAGGUGUGAGCCAACUCAGAGAGAAAUGGAGUCAAUACAAGCAACCGAGAAAAUUAAAAAAGAUGUUAUCUCUGUUUGUCUCAUCGAGCGGCGAACAUGUAGCUGUGGCUGCUGGUCACCAGAUAACUAUUCUACAGAGGAGCGAUGACUACUUGGAGCCUUGCGGAAUCUUUACGAAUCGUAGCUUUCGUACAUUUACUGCGGGAGCAUGGUCAGAGAACCACAAUGUGCUUGGAGUUGUCGAUGACAAUGACACGCUCUAUUUUAUCAAAGCAAAUGGGGAGGAGAUUUCAAGAAUUUCAAGGAGCAGUCUUAGAGUUCCUCUACCGGUAGUGGGGCUUAUCGUGCCAGAUGGUUCAGACUCGCAGAGGUUUCCCUUGCCCGGCAUCACUGUUGCCACCGCUGAUGGUUCUCUUCAGCACAUCGAGAUUGGUGAUAUGUGUGCCUCAAUUUCUUCUGUGUGCACGUCAACUUUAAAGAGGCAUUUCCAGAGUAUCGUCUGUCUUGACUACCAUCCUAAACUUUCUGUGCUUGCUGUUGUUGGUAGUCCUACAAGAGACGCAGCUACAUGGAAGGGAAAUUCUGGAUGCUACGGCCUUGCUCUCUGGAAUAGAGCAAGCAAUACAGAUGGGGAUCGUGUAUUUGACUUUCAAUUUGACGGUUCCUAUUCAAAACCAGAAAGUUAUCAAGGUGAAUUGUCAUAUCCGAAGGUGUCAAUUUCUCCAAGGGGAACUUUUGUUGCCACAUUAGAUAUGAAUGGAGACUUGCGCAUCUUUAGGCCAGAGUAUAAUAGCUUGGCUAUUUCAACUGUCUCUUUUGGAGAACUGGAGUCAAGAGAACUUUUAAGUGGCAUAGUGGACUUUACUUGGUGGUCAGACCAAAUUCUCACUCUUGCAAAGCGGAAUGGUAACCUUGCAAUGAUUCAUGCCUCAAGUGGAUUAAAAGUGAAGGACAACAAUCAUGCAUAUCACCUACCUGUUCUCGAAAGAUUCGCAGAGCUUGAAGGACAAGUUUUUCUCGUAGAUACUAAAUCUGGGGAAAGGAUUUAUUCAUCCACUACUGGGGGAAAAAAUGAUUUGCCAUUUAUACUGCAGAACACUGAGUAUUCAUUUGAUCACUUUGAUGUUUCAAGGCUCCACUGGAGCUUGAUGACAUUUUCAGAGAGGUCUCUUCAGGAAAUGUACGACAUAUUAAUUUCUACUAAGAAGUAUCAGGUUGCCCUAGAGUUUGCAGAUGCUCAUGGGCUGGACAGAGAUGAGGUUCUUAAGUCACAGUGGUUGCAUUCUGACCAAGGAUCAAAGGAAAUAAGUAACAUCUUGUCAAUCAUCAAGGAUCGGGCUUUCAUACUUUCGGAAUGCAUUGAGAAAGUUGGAUCAACAGAAGAUGCUGCAAAGGCUUUGCUCGAAUACGGUCUUCUCCUUACAAGUGAAAAUGCCUUUUCCGAUUCAGAUGGUGAAAGUGAUGCCUUCUGGGAUUUUUGCAUUUCUAGGCUUAAGCUUUUGCAGUACAGGGAUCGGUUGGAGACAUAUGUGGGCAUAAACAUGGGCAGGUUUUCUGUGCAGGAAUACAGCAAAUUCCGCGACAUGCCAAUCAACAGAGCUGCGGCAGGACUUGCUGAAACUGGGAAAAUCGGUGCCCUUAACCUCCUUUUCAAGCGUCAUCCUUAUUCAGUUGCUCCCUCAAUGUUGGAAGUUUUAGCUGCCAUUCCUGAAACAGUGCCGGUGCAGACAUAUGUGCAGCUUCUUCCUGGGAGUACUCCUCCUUCCAGCACUGCUGUGAGAGAAGAGGAUUGGGUUGAGUGCAAGAAAAUGGUGAACUUUCUCAACAGAUUGCCCAGUGAUAGUGAAAUUGCAGUUAAGCUUAGAACUGAACCAAUUGUCAAGCAAUCAUUUGGAUAUUAUUGGCCAUCAACUGAUGAACUCUCAAAAUGGUACAAGAAGAGAGCUUUAGAUAUUGAUAGUUUUAGUGGGCAGCUUGAUAACUGCCUCUGUUUGGUUGAGAUUGGUCUGCGUAAAGGUGUUAGUAAGCUGCAGAAUUUACAUGAGGAUAUAACGUAUUUCAACCAGCUUAUAUAUGCAGAUGAUUCUGAUGCACAAUUAAACUUUAGUGUGAGCCUUGUUGCAUGGGUGCAAUUACCCAACUAUGAGAAAUUCAGAAUGAUGCUUAAGGGAGUUGAUGAAGAAACUGCAGUUCAGAGACUAUAUAAUGUGGCAGUCCCGUUUAUGCGGAAAAGAUCAAGUCAGUCAGCCUCAUAUUCCGAAUAUAUGGAUGGCGAGUCAUUUUUGGUCAGAUGGCUGAAGGAGAUUGCAUCAGAAAAUAAGUUAGAGAUAUGCUUGAUGGUCUUUGAUGAAGCAUGCAAAGAUUUUGAAGCGCACUACUUUUUUAGAGAUGAGGCUGAAGUUGUGGACUGUGCCCUGCAAUGUGUAUAUCUGUGCACUAGUAUAGACAGAUGGAGUUCAAUGGCAAAUAUAUUAUCUAAGCUUCCACAAACUCAAGGUAUAAAUGGUCUUGGAAAAAGACUAAAAGUUGCAGAAGGCCACAUUGAAGCAGGAAGGAUCUUGGCUCUUUAUCAGGUGCCUAAGCCUAUAAACUAUUUAGUGGAGGCUCGCGCAGAUGAAAAGGCAGUAAAGCAGAUUUUUCGCCUCAUUCUGUCAAAAUUUAUCCGUCGCCAGCCUGGGCAAUCAGAUAACGACUGGGCAAGCUUGUGGCGUGAUAUGCAAUCCUUGCGGGAAAAGGCUUUUACUUUUCUUGAUAUGGAGUAUAUGCUGAUGGAAUUCUGCAGAGGAUUGCUCAAAGCGGGCAAAUUUUCUCUUGCAAGGAAUUACUUAAAGGGUAUAGGUUCAGCUGCUUUGGCUCCGGAGAAGGCAGAAAAUCUUGUUAUUCAAGCUGCCAGAGAGUAUUUCUUCUCGGCUUCCAGUCUUGCUUCCUCUGAGAUAUGGAAAGCUAAGGAGUGCCUCAACUUGUUUCCAGGCAGCAGUAGCAUAAAAGCUGAGGCCGAUAUAAUUGAUGCGCUCACAGUGAAACUUCCUAGACUUGGAGUAACUCUUCUACCUGUGCAGUUCAGGCAAAUAAAAGAUCCAAUGGAAAUCAUUAAAAUGGCAAUCACAAGUCAACCUGGAGCCUAUCUUUAUGUAGAUGAAUUAAUUGAGGUCUCUAGGCUUCUCGGAUUGAACUCUCAGGAUGAUAUCUCAGCUGUUGAGGAAGCUAUUGCUAGAGAAGCUGCAGUAGCAGGUGAUCUUCAGUUAGCGUUCGAUCUGUGCCUUGUUUUGGUAAAAAAGGGGCAUGGUCUCAUAUGGGACUUGUGUGCUGCAAUAGCCCGAGGCCCUGCCAUUGAUAAUAUGGGCAUAAGUUCUCGAAAGCUCCUUCUAGGUUUCGCUCUGAGCCAUUGUGACGAGGAAUCCAUCGCUGAGUUGCUUCAUGCUUGGAAAGAUUUGGACAUGCAAGGACAAUGUGUGUCUAUGACCGUGUUGACUGGGACUGGUCCUAAUAUUUCAAAUUCCGAUGUGCAUUAUCUCUCAGAAGUGGCUGACUCAGAAAUUUAUCUGAGUACACUGAAAAACACCCUUUCCUCUGUUGCCAGAGAGUUGCCUCCUGACAACUGGAAAUCUCUUCUCAGAGAAAAUGAGAAAAUUACAUCUUUUGCUGCUUGCAAACUGCCAUGGUUGCUGGAAUUAAGUCGGACACCAAAUCAUGGUAAAAUUUCAAAUUUAGGGGCUAUUUCUGGGGGUUGCUUAAGCAUAAAAGGGCAAUCCAUGGUGACUAUUUUAUCUUGGUUGGUGAAAAAUGGUUUUGCUCCUAGAGAUGAUCUGGUUGCGUCUUUGGCCAAAUCAGUUUUAGAGUCUCCUGCAACUGAAGAGGAGGAUAUUUUGGGGUGCUCGUUUUUGUUGAAUCUUGUAGAUGCCUUCAGUGGAGUGCAAGUGAUCGAAGAACAGCUGAGAGUGAGGGAGGAUUACCAAGAAAUAUCGAGCAUCAUGAAUGUUGGAAUGAAAUAUGGGUUAUUGCACAACUCUGGGGUUGAGUGCAGGGAUUCCACUCGUAGGAGGGAGCUGAUACUUAAGCUUUUCAAAGAGAAGCACAUGCCACUCAACUCUGAUGCAAUGGAGCAAUUUGGGAAGGUGCAAUCAACAUUUUGGAGAGAGUGGAAACUGAAACUAGAAGGGCAGAAGCAUGUUGCUGAUCAUACGAGAAUAUUGGAGCAAUUAAUUCCAGGGGUUGAGGCUUCACGCUUUUUGUCUGGUGACUUUGACUAUUUUCAUGGCGCUGUUUUCUCCCUAAUUGAUUCGUUGAAGAUGGAGAAGAAGCGGAUUUUAAAGGACUUGUUGAAAGUGGCAAACACUUAUGGUCUAAAUCGGGCUGAGGUGCUGUUACAGUUCCUAAUUUCAGUGCUUGCCUCUGAGUUUUGGACCAAUGAGGAAAUUGCAGCUGAGAUUGCAGAUGUGAAGGGAGAAAUAGUCAGUUUUGGUCUGGAAACCAUCAAAGUUAUUUCCUUCACAGUGUAUCCUGCAAUUGAUGGUUGCAAUAAACGUCGCCUUGCGUUUUUAUACGGCCUUCUUGCUGACUGCUACUCGUCCUUGGAGGAGACGAAUGCUCCGUCCUUUUCAGUGUGUGACCCAGCUUUGUCUACCUUUGGGUUGACAAGUUACUACAAGCUUAUUGAGCGAGAAUGCAUGAAAAUAUCUUUUGUUGAGAAUCUUAAUUUCAAAAAUAUCGCGGGAUUAGAUGGGCUGAAUUUGGAUGGUUUCUGCGGUGAAGUCUUCAGAAACCUCGAUGAGUAUUGCUUAGAAGCCUUGGCAAGAAUGGUGAAUGAACUAGUCAGUAUUUAUAGAGCAGCUGAUCCAUUGCCUAAUGGUCUUAUAUCGGGAAGGCAUGUUUACAAGCAGUACAUUCUUAGUUUGCUGUCUUCAUUGGAAGUAAAAUUUAGGGCUAACUUUGAUGCUGUAAGGCCUGAAACAUUCCAGAGUUUAGUCGGCCUACUUGAGGAGACAUAUGAUCGUUGCAUAACUUACAUCAAACUGCUGGCACCUUCAGAUAUUUCUGAGUUGAUGAAACGAUUCGUCACAGUGAGCUUACCGAGCUCUGGUUCUGACAAGAUCGUAACUGAUGACUCAGCUUGGCAGGAUUGCCUUAUUGUCCUUCUAAAUUUCUACCUGAGAUUGACCGAAGAAAUGCAGCAGAUGUCAUCCCAUGAGGGUUCCGAAGAUAUUUUCGAAUUCAAUCCUCAAUGUCAAACGAGUUUCUUAAAGAGCUUAAUGAGACUGGUAAUGGAGGAUAGUGUGUCACCAAAUCAAGCUUGGGGCACGAUUGUGGAUUACAUGAAUGUGGGCUUUGUAGGUGAUUUAGCUGUUGAAUUACCAAUAUUUUGCAGAGCACUGAUAUUUUCUGGUUGUGGAUUUGGUGUUAUUUCGGAAGUUUUCGCUGAAGCAAUACCUCAGAGUUCCAAUAGUCUGGCUGAUGGGGAAACACAGGAUCUUCCUAAUCUGUUUCUCCAUAUUUUGGAAUCCAUUCUUCAGGAACUGUCCAGUGAAUUCCACGCACUGGAGAAUCUGUGUCAGCUAUUGUCAUCUUUGAGCAGAAUGGAAGGGGAUUCAAAGAACCUCAGAAAGGUCAGGGAAGCAGUUUGGGGCAAAAUGGCUGAUUUCUCAAAUGGUUCCCAGUUACCAGGGCAGCUUCGUGUUUAUGUUCUCGAGCUCAUGCAGCUGACCUCAGGUAGACAUAUUACGGGCUCCUCUGUUGCGCUCCAAUUUAAGGUCCAACCAUGGGAAGGGUGGGAUGAGUCUCAUUAUUUGGGUGAAAGAGGCAUGACUGCCAAGGAUUCAGAUUAUCCCGAUUCUUCCAACAGGCUUACGAGUACAUUGGUCGCCCUUCGAACGACUCGCAUUGUGACCCCCAUCUCCCCCAGCUUGGAAGUAACUUCCGAGGAUCUUUCGGACGUCUCAACAGCGGUAAGCUGCUUUGUGAAACUUUGCAAAGAGGCCAAUACAGAGUCCCACUUGGAUGCGUUGGUGGCUGUUUUGGGUGAGUGGGAAGGGCUUUUCGUACUGAACAGAGAGAAGAAAUCUUCUUUGGAAGUUUCUGCUGAAGGAGGGGAUGACUGGGGCAAUGACGAUUGGGAUGAGGGGUGGGAAAGCUUUCAGGAAGUAGAACCGCUAGAUGAUAAAGAGACGAAAGGGGAAUCUCCUUCCCUUCAUCCUUUGCACGAAUGUUGGACUGAGCUACUGAGAAAAUAUAUAUGUCUACCCUGCUUUGGGAAAGCCAUACAACUCUUGGACCAAUAUUUGGCAAAGACAAAUGGAACAUUAGUUGAUGAAGAUGGUGCGCGGAGCUUGAGCAGGACAGUAAUGGAGAUGGACUGUUUCAGGGGAUUCAAGAUGGUUUUGUUGCUUCCUUAUGCGGAGUUGCAAUUACAUUGCUUGGAGGCACUUGAAGAAAAGCUGAAGCAAGAAGGGAUAGCAGAGAGUAUAGGCAAGGAUCUCGAAUUCCUAGUGCUUGUGUUAUCAUGUGGCAUUUCUUCAGCUAUCAUUUCCAAGUCCCAGUUCGAUGCUACUUUCUUGUACCUCUGCUACUUGGUGGGACACUUCGCUCGUCAAUCCCAAGAAAACCAGCUAUCCACCUCACAUAUUGAUGAGCCACACGCCGAGUUUCUUCUCUUUGGAAGAAUUCUCCUCCCUGCUUUCAUAUGCGAGCUCGUGAAGGCAGAUCAGCUGGUUCUAGCUGGGCUUCUGAUUACGAAGUACAUGCACACGAAUCCUUCUCUCAGUGUCAUCAACAUCGCAGAAGCAAGUCUUCGGAGAUUUCUGGAGGGUCAGCUCUACUCACUGGAACAAGAUGAAGAGGUUGCACUUGAGAGGAUACGUUCGAGUCAUACGUUAGAGAGUACCAUUUCGAGCGUACAAGGUAAGCUGGGAGAUCUGAUCCGUGAGGCAUUGCCUUUGCUGUCUUCCAACGCUCGAUAAGAAACAUCUGGGGUUUUAAGCAUGUGCGAAUGGAAUGUUUGUGCCUGUCUGCAGUUAGGAAAACGAAAGAAACGUUUUGUUUCUCUUUCCCUUUUUUCUUUGUAUAAUAUGUUGCUGUACGGUUUUCGCAUUUCCGAUGAAUUUCCAAGUUUUGUGGAAGAGGAUGAUAACCCCAGAGAAGGGGAGGGGGAAGGAAACAUUCUUUUAACAGAGGUAUACAUGAGAGCUUGUCUCAGUUGGAUCGCU
Messenger RNA from Punica granatum (pomegranate), 7627 nucleotides. The record is from RefSeq and is a predicted model, not a curated record. NCBI's taxonomy places the organism in Eukaryota, Viridiplantae, Streptophyta, Magnoliopsida, Myrtales, Lythraceae.